AUGGCUGCUCAAGGUCCCUCAAGUCCUCUCCUCACUCCUUAUAAAAUGGGAAAGUUCAAUCUUUCUCAUAGAGUUGUUUUAGCACCAUUGACUAGACAAAGAUCAUACGGAAAUGUUCCUCAGCCACACGCCAUCUUAUAUUACUCUCAGAGAACAUCUAAUGGGGGUCUUCUCAUAGCUGAAGCCACUGGAGUUUCUGACACAGCUCAAGGGUACCCAGAUACUCCUGGUAUAUGGACUAAGGAGCAAGUGGAAGCAUGGAAACCGAUUGUUGAUGCGGUUCAUGCUAAAGGCAGUGUCUUCUUCUGUCAGAUUUGGCAUGUGGGAAGGGUUUCAAAUACUGGUUUUCAGCCAAAUGGGCAAGCUCCAAUCUCUUCUUCUGACAAGCCUCUAACUCCCCAACUACGAUCUAAUGGUAUUGAUGUUGCUGAGUUUACACCUCCAAGGCGAUUAAGGACAGAUGAAAUCCCACAAAUUGUCAAUGAUUUUAGACUCGCUGCAAGAAAUGCUAUUGAAGCUGGCUUUGAUGGAGUGGAAAUUCAUGGGGCCCAUGGCUACCUUCUUGAUCAAUUUAUGAAAGAUCAAGUGAAUGAUCGAACAGACGAAUAUGGUGGAUCUCUGGAGAAUCGUUGCCGAUUUGCUCUGGAAGUCGUUGAAGCUGUUGUUAAUGAGAUAGGAGCAGAUAAAGUUGGAAUUAGAUUAUCUCCAUUUGCCAACUAUAUGGAAUCAGGGGAUUCAGAUCCGAAAGCAUUAGGCCUUUAUAUGGCCAAUUCCUUGAAUAAAUAUGGAAUUCUGUACUGCCAUAUGGUUGAGCCGAGAAUGAAGACAGUUGGAGAAAAAUGUGCAUGCCCCCAGAGUCUUGUACCCAUGAGAAAGGCUUUCAAUGGUACCUUCAUUGCUGCAGGUGGUUUUGACAGGGAAGAUGGGAACAAUGCUGUGGCUGAGGGUCGUGCAGAUCUUAUCGCCUUUGGUCGUUGGUUCUUGGCUAAUCCAGAUUUACCAAACAGAUUUGAGCUUAAUGCUCCUCUGAAUAAGUACAACAGAGAGACCUUCUAUGUAUCUGAUCCAGUUAUUGGCUACACUGAUUAUCCGUUCCUUGAAACCACUGCUUAA
Prunus armeniaca (apricot) is the source of this 1113-nucleotide messenger RNA. NCBI's taxonomy places the organism in Eukaryota, Viridiplantae, Streptophyta, Magnoliopsida, Rosales, Rosaceae. The record is from the annotation of a GenBank genome assembly.